UCUGAUUCGAGGGCUGCCCCUCUGCGAACCCUUACCUCUCUCAGGUUUCCUUUCGUCACAGCUCAGAGCUACUCUCUAUCUCUCUGACCGUCCCUUUAUCAUCGUUUCCCCUUGCCGCCCGGUUGCUUAGUGUUCGGUGCCGCCGUCGAUUCACAACUCGGGUUUUUCGGUGCCGCCGUCGACUCACAAACACAAACUGGGCUGAGCCGCCGUCGAUUCACAAACACGAAUCGACUUUUCCGUGCUCGGUACCGCCGUUUCCGUGCAACACGAAUCGUCGCUACCCCUUGCCGCCGUCGAUUCAGCUUGAAGGGCAACUAGAGAAUUGAAGUUUCUAAUUGGUCAAACAGCACAUCAAUUCUGUACUCUAUUGGCGGUUGCUUUCCUUAUUCUUGAAAAUGGUUUCCUUAAAGAAUAUGUUUCACAGUAAGGCUCACCAGGAGCGUGCUCAGCCACAUGCAAGAAAAAAAUUUGGGCUUCUUGAGAAACACAAGGACUAUGUUGUGCGGGCACAGGCAUAUCACAAGAAAGCGGAGGCCUUACAGAAACUCAAGGAGAAAGCUGCAUUCAGGAACCCAGAUGAAUUUUACUUUAAGAUGAUCAAAACAAAAACUGUUGGUGGAAUCCAUAAAUUGGAGACUAACGCUAACAAAUACUCUCAAGAAGAGCUAAUGUUAAUGAAGACUCAGGAUAUAGGAUAUGUCUUGCAGAAACUUCAAAGUGAAAAUAAGAAAAUUGAGAAGCUAAGUACCAUGCUACAGCGUCUUGAUAAUCCGUCAUCAAGCAGACAUGUAUACUAUGCUGAAGACAGGGAGGAUGCUGAAACAUUGCAAUUGCAGACCUCAGGUAGAAAGGUGCCUGAUUUUGGGAGUUUGCCUGAUCAUAUUAAAAGGAAAACCGCUACUUCGUACAGAGAGCUGGAGGCUCGAAGAAGCAGAGUGAAUGAGUUGGAGAAACUAUAUAUGGAUAUGGCUUUGCAGAAAGAGCUACAGAAAAAGGGGAGGAAACGCAAGCUUCGUGAAGAUGAGAUUGUUAGUCCAACUUCUAGGCCAGUAUACAAGUGGCGCGCAGAGCGAAAACGCUGAAAACAUGUGGCUGUUUGUCAUUCUGUUUCUUAUUGGAUUUGUGGGUUUCUCCAUCUAAGCCAGUAUGGGGGAGUGUUUGAGAGAACCAGGACAGGAGGAUGAAGUUAGUGUGAGCUCACCACUUAAUUGAUGUGCAGAUGCAGAGUUUGACAAACCUACAUAUUCCUUGUGGAAGGUUGACUCCAAUUUUAUUUUAUUUUUUUAAUUUGGGAGCUGAUUUUGUAGACUUGUGUGGAAUUGUUUGAACAGAGUCCAGGGACCCUAAGCCUAAGUUUAUGCUGUAUCUGGUUAUAUAUAUUUGCAAAAGAAAUUCUUAGAAAGUCUAUUUCCUAUC
Diospyros lotus (date-plum) is the source of this 1419-nucleotide messenger RNA. Its product is annotated as probable U3 small nucleolar RNA-associated protein 11. The transcript has 9 exons. Gene Ontology annotation, cellular component: nucleolus; small-subunit processome. Gene Ontology annotation, biological process: rRNA processing. The record is from RefSeq and is a predicted model, not a curated record. Lineage: Eukaryota; Viridiplantae; Streptophyta; Magnoliopsida; Ericales; Ebenaceae. Bases 399 to 1085 code for a protein of 228 amino acids.